CAAAGGGCUGGCUAGCCUGCCGGCUUUCGUCGCCGCUUCGGUUGGAAGCGUGCGCUUCGAGCGGGUUUUGGCGUUUAAAGAGCAUGGCGGCGGUGUGGCGCCGGUGUUUUGCACGGUUGGCGUCCGCCGCGUGCGCUAGGAAGACGGCGGCAUCCCAUCCGCACUUCCACGGCGGCGUCCGAAAAGCUGACGAACUUUACGCGCGAGUCGUCGAGUACGCGGCCGGUCGGCCGCUGUCGCCGAACGACUGGGAGCGUUUCGAGCGACAGCACAACCCGGACAUGCGGCCUCCGUUCCGCGGCCAGCUCAUGAGCUGCCUGGCCACGAGGAGAGAGCACGAGAUGGCUCACUCGCUACUUGAGUAUGCGGAAGGCGUCGCCGGAGGUGUGACGCGCACGUUGCUCGCCCACUACCUGGCGCUCUGCUCGACCGAGCAGCAAGCGGACGCGUGUUUGCGUAGAAUCCUCGAGUCAAGCGGUGGCCUGCUGGACAGUCAAACACGAAACCUGGUGGUGAAGUCCCUGUGCCAAACUCCUUUGUGGAAGAGAGCCACGGAGCUCCUUGACGAGCCCGAGGCAGCUCCCGAACCAGUCAAUGCAGUGGCAGUCGCGUGCUUUCAGCACUGCGACUUCCCCGCGGCUUGGGACUGUCUCGAGCGUCUGCGGCGCUCGCAACAACCCCUUCGCAUCUUCUCUUCCACGAUGGAGGCUUGCCUCGAAGCUGCUCGUGUGUUGGCACAGAGCGGCGACCGUCUCAGGCGGGGCGUCAACUCAGUCGACCACCUUCUGAUGUACUUAGCCUCCUGUAGCCAUGGCCCACUGCCCUCAUCACUAGUGCUGAGCUUGUCGAGCUUCUACAACGAUUGGGCCCUUCCCGAAUGGAGCAGUGGACCUGCCACAAUUUCCAGGGUUGGCCUCUGCGACCGGUGCGGACGCCGGCUCGAGAUGCACGGCCUCAGCGAUGCCGAAUGGGAGGAGCUGCGUCGAGGUGUCAUGGAACGGUGCCUUGUGGGUGACGACCCCUACCUGAGCAGCAACCCUCGAGAGUUAGCCAAGUUCCGGGAUUUCCUGGAGCAUGCUUCCGCCUACGACGUGGUCUUGGAUGGACUCAACGUAGCACUCUCCAAGGGCAGUGCCAGCCAGCGGGACAGAGCUCAGCAGUUGCUGAAGGCAGUGCAGUACUAUGCCGUAAAUAAGAAACAGACAGUGCUGCUAGUGGGACGCAAGCACUUGCUCCAGUGGCCUGCCGACGUCAUGGACCGAGUUUGGAAGCACUGCCUCCGAUACUUGGCCAAUGACACGUCGCACGACGACCCAUUCGUGCUGUAUGCAGCACUCCACGGGGGACCGGGCACACUCGUAGUGUCACGCGACCUCAUGCGACAGCACCGGUUCCGUCUCAGCGAUCCGAGGCUCCAGGAGCUGUUCAUGUCCUGGCAACAGACGCACCAGGUGGAAUGGAGGGGCGCUCCCACAUCCACGACGGUCUCGCACAAAGUGACGGUGCAGGGAAGUUCCGCCAACGGCUGGCACGUUCCGCACGCGGAGGAGAAUGGCACAGUUGAAACUAGCACUGUGGUGCAGUGGCUUUGCAUCGCUCCUGCGACCAUUCUUCGAUCGUCCAAGUCUGUUUAGAACUCUCCGUAGGACUUUGGUGUUCAUGUCACGCAAAGCAGUGCCGGCAUGGUUAUCGGAACUAAUGAUAGCAGGGGGGGGGACUAAGCUUGAGAAUCGGGAUACUAUUUGAGCGGCACACGUGUUUUUGCCUUGGCCACAAGUCUUGAGCAUAAGAAAGCCGAGAUCGAGUCAAAGUUCUGGCCAGCAAACAUUGUCAGUUUAAGUCUUCCGUGAGCAAUGAGCACAACCCGGCAGUUGAGGAGAA
This is a messenger RNA of Rhipicephalus sanguineus (brown dog tick), 1881 nucleotides long. It is a transcript of the gene mldr, whose product is annotated as mitochondrial ribonuclease P catalytic subunit. Gene Ontology annotation, cellular component: mitochondrion; mitochondrial ribonuclease P complex. NCBI's taxonomy places the organism in Eukaryota, Metazoa, Arthropoda, Arachnida, Ixodida, Ixodidae. Gene Ontology annotation, biological process: mitochondrial tRNA 5'-end processing; tRNA 5'-leader removal. The transcript is spliced from 6 exons. The record is from RefSeq and is a predicted model, not a curated record. The coding region runs from base 84 to 1634 and encodes 516 amino acids. Gene Ontology annotation, molecular function: ribonuclease P activity; protein binding.